This is a messenger RNA of Laccaria bicolor S238N-H82, 2508 nucleotides long. RefSeq lists its product as uncharacterized. Gene Ontology annotation, molecular function: ATP binding; ATP-dependent DNA damage sensor activity; mismatched DNA binding. Gene Ontology annotation, cellular component: nucleus. Gene Ontology annotation, biological process: reciprocal meiotic recombination; mismatch repair. Lineage: Eukaryota; Fungi; Basidiomycota; Agaricomycetes; Agaricales; Hydnangiaceae. The transcript has 26 exons. The coding region runs from base 1 to 2508 and encodes 835 amino acids. The record is from RefSeq and is a predicted model, not a curated record.
AUGUCAAGCUCCAAGCCGACGACUUCAGAUAGCGAGUGGAAAUAUCGACCUGCGUCUCAUCAGAGUCGCCCGUGGACCAAUCAGUCGCGUCCAACUACUGCCCGUCCCCAAACUGCAGCUUCAACUCGACACGAAGGAAGCUAUGUAAUUGCCUUGCUCGAGGGCCGUGGUGUCUCGCGUGAAGUGGGAAUAGCAGCCCUCGACAAGGAUACGGGGAAAGUCAUGCUCGUUCAGGUGGCUGAUUGUCAGACUUACGUGAAGACCCUGCACCAGAUGCACCUUCAUACUCCGUGUCUGAUACUUGUACCCGAUACGUUUCUCUCCGCGCCAGAUGCUGCGCUGGCGCCGUCUGGAAAGAGAUCGGUUUCUACUUCGCUCUUGAUCGAGUACAUCGGCGAGGAGUUUCCUGGCGUACAGGUGGAGUCUGUAGGGAGAAGGUAUUGGAACGAUAGUUGUGGUCUCGAAUUUAUUCUUCAGCUUUGUGUCGAAGACGACGAACGUGCAGGGACGAUAUUGGCCGUAUCUAACAAGUAUUAUACCCUCUCUGCCGCUUGUGCCCUCUUCAAAUAUGCCGAAAGCGGAAUGAAUGUCCGCUUUGCAGCGGCCUCUCUUCGAAUUCGUUACGUGCCUGUGGAUGGCACUAUGAUGGUCGAUCCAGACACUGCACGAAAUUUGGAGCUCGUUGGGAACAUGACAUCUAAAAGGUCACAGCAUUCGCUCUUUGGAACUUUGAAUCAUACGCACACAGCAAUGGCUUCGCGGCUGUUGAGAGUCAACAUAUUAUCACCAAUCACUGUUCAGCAAUCGAUUGAUGCCCGACUUGAUGUCGUUCAAGAGUUCAUCAACACCGAAGAUAGAUUCACGAACGUCCGUGACGCCCUGAAAACACUCAACAAAAUGGAUUUCGACAAGCUCAUCCUCGCAUCCUCUGAGACUCGCGCCCGUCUUUCUCAGGUCCUAAAUCUGCGCAGCGUAGUCAAGAAUCUGCCUCUUUUGAGAAAUGCUCUGGCAGGUUCCCGAUCGCAACUUUUGGUGAUCGUUCAUGAUAUGCUAGCGGACGAAAGAUUGGACGAGAUAGAGGCAUUGGUAUCAGCAAACUUGAACGACGAUUGUGUUCCCGCCAAAGUCAUCCAGGGUGGUGUUGGUGCGGUGAACGCCCGUGUAUAUGCUGUCAAGGCUAAUUGUAAUCGACUGCUCGACGUCGCACGAGAGACGUACAAGGAAAAUGUUGGGGAUAUAUACCAACUCAGCCGAACGGUUUCGGAAGAACAUAGUUUACCACUGACUCUUGUUUAUAAAGAAUCAGGAUUCGUGUUUGCGCUGAAGAAGGCUGACCUCGACGGGGAAUUGCCCAAGGGGUUCUUGAAUGUGACGUUUACUAAAGGGAGGUGGAUGUUCACGAGCAUGGAAUUGAAAAAAAUGAACGCGAGGAUGAAGGAUGCUUUGGAUGAGACGAUGUUGCUUAGUGAUAAAAUAAUACAAGACCUCGUCGCGGGGAUCGUUGCACUUAUUGGAGCCCUGUACAAGGCCUCCGAAGCGGUCGCCCUCGUCGAUAUGCUUUGGUCUUUUGCACAUGCAUCGAUCAGUAAGUGUCAUUUCAGAGUCGAUCAAUUCACAGGGACACUGGCCAUCAAAUCAGGCCGCCACCCGAUCAUGGAAACGCUUUAUCAUGCGGGCACCCUUGUUUCGAAUGACGUUUAUUGCGAUGAUUCGUCUUCCUUUCAGAUUAUACAAGGACCGAAUAUGUCAGGGAAAAGCACCUAUUUGAGGCAGAUCGGCCUCUUGACCGUUAUGGCAAUGUGUGGAUGUUUUGUCCCAGCAGAAUAUGCUAGUUUUCGAAUUCAUGAUGCCAUUUUGACGCGUCUCUCGAAUGAUGACGACAUGGAGAAGAAUCUGAGCACAUUUGCAAGCGAGAUGACUACUUCUGCCAUGAUUCUUGGGCUUGCUACCCAAAAGUCCCUUGUUUUGGUCGACGAACUGGGUCGAGGAACCUCUCCAAGGGAAGGUGUCGGAAUCUCUCAUGCCAUCGCUGAGGGUUUACUUGAACUCAAGUCGUUUGUGUUCUUUGCGACACACUUUCACGAAAUUACGAUAACUUUAUCGCGUCGGCCUACAAUCGUCAACCUUCAUCUCUCGGUCCAGCGGGCAAGGCAAUCCUCGUCUAAUUUUGGAUUGACUUUUCAAUAUAAGAUUCGUGACGGCAUCUCUGACGAAAUUAGCCAUUACGGCCUCGAACUCGCCAGGCUUGCGGAUCUUCCUGCUGACGUCUUGACCGAGGGUAAGAGGGUUGCCGAACAUCUAGCUGCCCUUCAAACAAGACAUGAAACGGAGAGCGAAAGCUCCAAAAUUGCCCUACGGCGCAAAGCCUUGCUAAGGCUUCGAACUCAGCUUACUCAGGCUUUGGAACAUUCUGCUCUCCCGGAUCGAGAGUUGCUGGCGUAUCUCGGGCGAUUUCAAGCUGACAUUGCCAAGGCCUUCUUGCCUUCUUAUAAGGACUCGUUAGAUUAA